Helianthus annuus (common sunflower) is the source of this 521-nucleotide messenger RNA. RefSeq names its product 60S ribosomal protein L38. The record is from RefSeq and is a predicted model, not a curated record. Gene Ontology annotation, cellular component: ribosome; cytosolic large ribosomal subunit. Gene Ontology annotation, biological process: translation; protein-RNA complex assembly. Gene Ontology annotation, molecular function: structural constituent of ribosome. The coding region runs from base 126 to 335 and encodes 69 amino acids. NCBI's taxonomy places the organism in Eukaryota, Viridiplantae, Streptophyta, Magnoliopsida, Asterales, Asteraceae. The transcript is spliced from 3 exons.
CCAAUCCAAAAGUAUGGGCCACAUCCUUACCCACUAGGUUAUCCAUAUAAGUUUCACAUUUUAGGUUAUUUUCAUUGGCAGGGUUUCAUCGUAUUCCUCUUCUCGGCCGUCAAUCUUUCUCCAAAAUGCCGAAGCAAAUUCACGAGAUUAAGGAUUUUCUCCUCACCGCAAGAAGGAAGGAUGCGCGGUCCGUGAAAAUCAAAAGGAGCAAGGAUGUUGUCAAGUUCAAGGUUAGAUGCUCAAAGUAUCUCUACACAUUAUGUGUCCAUGAUGCUGAGAAGGCUAACAAGUUGAAGCAAUCUCUUCCUCCAGGUUUGAGCGUACAAGAUCUUUAGACGCGAGUUCUUUAUGUUAGUUGGAUUGAUUUCAACUCAGGUUUUGUUUUAUCAAAAAGAUUGUUGUUUCUACAUGCUAUUAAUUAGGCGUUGUAUGAACUUGUUCCCGUUUUGGUUUUUUGAGACUUUAUGGUUCUGAAAUUAGUCAUGAUUCGUUAUUUACAAAUUUUCUUAAUUUUAACGGUC